CGGAGCAGGUGCCUCCGAGGGAGGAGGAACUUUGCCGGAGUUAGUGCAGUUCGCUGCACCCAUUCAUUGCCCGCAAGUCCCCGUCCUCCGGUCCGGCCCACAGUGGUCAGGGAGGGAAUCCACGGACUGCAGCGGCCACUCGCGGGGCAUUGGGGCCAGAGGAGGGCCGGAGAGCGCCGCUGACCCUCGUGGACUGGGAAGGAGGUGACGGCGUCCAUGCAGCUGUGUGCCAGGGCAUGGGGGCUGCGCUUGGGCCCUGGAGCCGGGGGCGGCCACCGCCUGGCUCGGGGCACCGGCUUGAGUUGGGCGCCGCGGAGCCGGGACAGCAGCAGCGGCGGUGGCGGCGGUGGCGGGGACCGCGGCGCGGCUGGGGCCUCGCGCCUCCUGGAGCGCCUCCUGCCCAGACACGAUGACUUCGCUCGGAGACACAUCGGCCCGGGAGACAAAGACCGGAGGGAGAUGCUGCAGGCGCUGGGGCUGGCGAGCAUUGAUGAACUCAUCGAGAAAACCGUCCCCGCCAGCAUCCGCUUGAAGAGACCCUUGAAACUGGAAGACCCUGUAUGUGAGAAUGAGAUCCUGGAAACUCUGCAUGCCAUUGCAAGCAAAAACCAGAUCUGGAGAUCCUAUAUUGGCAUGGGCUACUAUAACUGCUCGGUGCCCCAGACCAUUCUGCGGAACUUACUGGAGAAUUCUGGAUGGGUCACUCAGUACACUCCGUAUCAGCCCGAGGUGUCUCAGGGGAGGUUGGAGAGUUUACUCAACUACCAGACCAUGGUGUCUGACAUCACAGGCUUGGACAUGGCCAAUGCCUCCCUACUGGAUGAGGCGACGGCGGCCGCAGAGGCAAUGCAACUGUGUCACAGACACAACAAGAGGAAGAGAUUUUUCAUUGAUCCUCGUUGCCACCCACAGACAAUAGCUGUCGUCCAGACUCGAGCCAAAUAUAGGGGGGUGAUUGUCGAGCUGAAGUUACCCCACGAAAUGGAUUUCAGUGGCAAAGAUGUCAGUGGGGUGCUGUUCCAGUACCCAGACACUGAGGGGAAGGUGGAGGACUUCACGGAACUUGUAGAAAGAGCCCAUCAGACUGGGAGCCUGACCUGCUGUGCUACUGACCUUUUAGCUCUGUGUAUUUUGAGGCCACCUGGAGAGUUUGGAGUGGACAUUGCCCUGGGCAACUCCCAGAGAUUUGGAGUACCACUUGGCUAUGGGGGACCACACGCAGCCUUUUUUGCUGUCAGAGAAAGUCUGGUGAGGAUGAUGCCUGGAAGGAUGGUGGGGGUGACAAGGGAUGCCACGGGGAAAGAAGUGUAUCGCCUUGCUCUUCAGACCAGAGAACAACACAUCCGGAGAGACAAAGCCACCAGCAACAUCUGCACCGCUCAGGCCCUGUUAGCCAACAUGGCCGCCAUGUUUGCCAUUUACCAUGGAUCCCAUGGGCUUCAGCACAUUGCCAAAAGAGUUCAUAAUGCUACUUUGAUUUUGUCUGAAGGUCUCAAGCGAGCGGGACACCAACUCCAGCACGACCUGUUCUUUGACACUUUGAAGGUUCAGUGUGGCUGCUCACUGAAGGAGGUGUUGGGCAGAGCAGCUCAGAGGCAAAUCAACUUUCGACUCUUCGAUGACGGCACACUUGGCAUUUCUUUGGAUGAAACAGUCACUGAGAAAGAUCUGGAUGAUUUACUGUGGAUCUUUGGCUGUGAGUCAUCCACCGAAUUGGUUGCUGAAGGCAUGGGAGAGGAAUGGAGGGGUCUUCUAGGGUCUUCAUUCAAGAGAACCAGCCCGUUCCUCACUCAUCAGGUGUUCAACAGCUACCACUCAGAAACCAAUCUUGUUCGAUAUAUGAAGAAACUGGAGAACAAGGACAUCUCCCUCGUUCACAGCAUGAUUCCACUGGGAUCCUGCACCAUGAAGCUCAAUAGCUCAUCUGAACUCACGCCCAUCACCUGGAGAGAAUUUGCCAACAUCCACCCCUUUGUGCCACUGGACCAGGCCCAGGGAUACCAGCAGCUUUUCCAAGAGCUUGAGAAGGAUCUGUGUGAGCUCACGGGGUAUGACCGAGUCUCAUUCCAGCCAAACAGUGGAGCGCAGGGGGAGUAUGCUGGCCUGGCCACCAUCCGAGCGUACUUAGACCAGAAAGGAGAGAGGCACAGAACGGUUUGUCUCAUUCCUAAGUCAGCACAUGGAACGAAUCCAGCAAGUGCCUACAUGGCCGGCAUGAAGAUCCAGCCUGUGGAGGUGGACAGAUACGGGAACAUCGAUGUCGCUCACCUCAAGGCCAUGGUGGAUAAGCACAAGGAGAACCUGGCCGCCAUCAUGAUCACGUAUCCAUCUACCAAUGGUGUGUUUGAAGAGAACAUCAGUGAUGUGUGCGCCCUGAUUCACCAACAUGGAGGACAGGUCUACCUCGACGGGGCAAACAUGAAUGCCCAGGUGGGGAUCUGCCGUCCUGGAGACUUUGGGUCUGAUGUCUCUCACCUAAAUCUUCACAAGACCUUCUGCAUUCCCCAUGGAGGAGGUGGUCCUGGCAUGGGGCCCAUCGGAGUGAAGAAGCAUCUUGUGCCUUUUCUGCCCAGCCAUCCCAUUGUUUGCCUAAAACCAAAUGAGGACACCUGGCCUGUGGGGACUGUCAGUGCGGCCCCAUGGGGCUCCAGCUCCAUCUUGCCCAUCUCAUGGGCUUAUAUUAAGACACCGUUAAGCUCCGUGAGUCAUGCGAGUGUUCUGGCUGCGUCAUCUGGUUUCCUGUUGAGUACAGUCAGCUCCGAGCAAGCGAGGAGCGCUGCACAUGGCCAUUGGGACACUCUGCUGAGAUCUUGGGGGGACAGGAUGGGGUGCAUUUCUAGGAGGCAUGGAGGAUGAGUAGGAUGGAUUGGGAAUUGGGGUGGUUUCAGACUCGGGGGACUGUGAUUUUAGGGGUAACGGAACUUUGUCAGAGAACAGGCUUAUCCCCCUUUGUCCUUCUCCACAGAAACAUUCAAACCAGAAUCGAUUUUAUGCAGCUCUUGUUCAGACUGACCUGCCCACCUUCUAGAAUGUCAAAUCUGUGAACAGGCACUCUUGCUAGGUUGCUAAUUAGAACAGUGUUUUCAAAACCAAUGGCCCUUGGUAAAGGGAGGGUGGCCUCGGGUGAGACAAAAACCCGGACUCAGCUAUACAAGUCGUGCUGGGUAACUGUGGGGCUGGCGCUGUCUGAGUGCGAUGACAUUUAUGAUUCUUUUUUAAAGCUUAUUUCUGAGACACAGUGUCUUUAUCCAGUCUGGUACAAGCUUGUGGUUCUCUCGGAUUAGCCUCCCAAGUGUGGGACUAGAGGCAUAGGUGGUCAUGUGACUGCUUGGUAUUUGUGAUUCCUUUUUACAUAAUAUUCUGAGACUUUGUUUAUUGUAUGUAUAUGGGUGUUUCGUCUUCGUGUGGGUCUGUGUACUGUGUCUAUACGGUGCCUGUUGGAGGUAUCAGAUUGCCUGGGAUUGGAAUUAUACAGAUUCCAAUUCGUCACUGUACAGGUCCUGGAAUGGGUCUUUUGGAAGAGCAGCCAGUGUUCUUAACCACUAAGCCAUUUCUCCAGUCCCUAUAAUUCUUUGUUUUAUUUUUGUUGUUUUCCCUUUUUAGUUUGUUUUUGUUUUUAAGACAGGAGUCUUUGAGCUCCGAAUCCAGCUCCUUCUGUCUCCCAAGUCUUGGCUUUCCCAGCAUGCAUCUCAAAGCAUGCUUCAUUUAUGAUUUUUAAUGAAAAGUUUAUUGGAAGCAAAGGCAACAGUUCUGUACCCCGGAGCCUUGAUGCCGUCUUUGAAGUGUUGUGCAAGUCGUUUGCAAAUUAGAGAAACAAACCCAAUGAGAAUGAAAAUUGUCUUCUUUGCAAACAACCAAAUCCCCCGGUCCCUUUGAUCCAUGGAUCCUAUUAAAUUGGACUAUUUGUAUAAACAUAUUUGGGCUGGAGAUGGCUUCUUACAUAUAGAAAGUAAAGCCCCUAAGGCUGUUUUGGCCAUAUGCCCAGAACACCAAACAGAGUAUGAGUUUUCAAGCUAAAUAAGUAGUGUUUAUUUGAGCCUUAUCUUAUUUCAGGUUAUUACUUCUCCUUACCCUCUGUACUGCACUGUGGAGACUCACGAAGGAUAAUCUCUUCCUGAUGCCCCGAACCCUCCUUGCUUCCUACCUUCACUGCCUGGUCUCACCAGCAUGUGUUUUGGCCCCGUCCCACUGAGAAUAAAACCCAACUGAUGUGGCCUUGUGCUUAGAGCCAUCAGCAUUUAGAGAAUGAUGCUUGGUGACUCUGACAUGUAGGAAGUUGACUGGGCCACAUCCAUGUCAAAGCAAAGACUCAGGACGUGAGAUCCUAAUCCCCGGUGCUAUGAUGACUCCCAGAUGACAGUCACGUGCCUUUCCCACUGUAAGCUGUUGUCAGUCCACUCACUUGGCACUUCCCCCUCCCCCUCUACAGACCCAACCUCCCCUCAUUUGCUCGAUUUCAAGGUUAUGGUAAAGUUUAGCUUUGACUUCCGGAAGGCUACUCUGACCCACACCCACGCCCACACCCCCACCCCCACUCCUGCCACAUUGUUCUCUUUUCACUUUGAACUUUGUACCAGUGUUUUAUUCAGUGCUGUACUUGGACGUUCCCUCAGCCAUGAACAUUGGUGUAAUCUUGAUUUUUAAACCCUUCGCUCAUCCUGUCGUUUACCCCGUACGAUGGCAAGGACUCACCACCAGAGUAAGAAAAGAUUGAAGCUGGCAGUUGGUACACAUGGACACGAAUACAGAAAGACAAACUACACAAAAUUAAUCUCAUGGACUUUGGCCAAGCUCUCAUCAGACUCUAAAUUCUCGUUACAUGUCAGAUUCACAGUCAGUGAAAAAACAAACCUUCCGGCAUUUCUAAGAACAGUUCUCAUUUCUCACUGGAGAGCAGAAGGGGGCAGUCAACUGUGCCCUGCUUCAGGCUUCGCUGCUAUGAUCCCCCAUCACCACCAAAAAGAAAAUCAAGAAAAUUAGCGAUUAAAGGAAAAAAAAAUUCAAGCAUGGCAGAGACCAACAGAUCUCCUUUCUGGAAAUUUCCAUUUGUUUUUAAUCUCAGUGAUGCUGAGCUGGUGAACUCAUUUGAACAAACUGAUCUGGGAUGGGGGAGCAUCUGUUAGUGUCUUGGCUUUUACCUCACCCACUCAAAUGGCU
This is a messenger RNA of Rattus norvegicus (Norway rat), 5157 nucleotides long. NCBI's taxonomy places the organism in Eukaryota, Metazoa, Chordata, Mammalia, Rodentia, Muridae. The record is from RefSeq and is a predicted model, not a curated record.